Drosophila biarmipes is the source of this 1418-nucleotide messenger RNA. RefSeq lists its product as uncharacterized. NCBI's taxonomy places the organism in Eukaryota, Metazoa, Arthropoda, Insecta, Diptera, Drosophilidae. The transcript is spliced from 2 exons. The record is from RefSeq and is a predicted model, not a curated record. The coding region runs from base 243 to 548 and encodes 101 amino acids.
UAAUGCCGCGUUUUAUCAGUCAUAUGAAUGCAUUGUUCUCAAUCGUUUUCUGCCCGUAAUUUAUGAGCGGCCACUGAACUUAAAUGGCAAAUGGCAGCGCGAGCUUACGAGUUUUACCAGUUUGGGUGCCUCAGUGGGCCAUGGCUUUGCUUUGGGCCGCGAAUCGGAAAAGGUUUUCGAGACUUUUCAUGCGAGUGCGCGGCCAGUGAGCGGGUCAGUCCACGUCCGCCACUGAUCGCAAGAUGACGCUCCCGGAGCUGCCCCUCAAGUGGAUUCUGAUGGCGCUGCUGCUCCUGGGCCUCAGCCUGGCCGAUCCGCAGCAGUUUCUGCUGGCCGAGGAUCUGAUAACGGCUCCGGGCACCGGAACAGGGACAGGAGUGGCAGCCGGAACCGGAAAUGCCGCUGACACCGUGCCCAUUAACGAUCCUUCGGAUCUGAGCGCUGGCCUAAACUUGGCGCCUGUUGGCAGCCUGAUCGCGGCAGCCGCGAACGCCGUGCCCCCGGCCCCCGUUCAAUUUAUUCGCACGGCCAUGAACAGCGGGCUGUGACCGCCAGGUGGCGCUAACCUGGAUUCUUGCCCACCCCAAAAAUAAUUAUCUCUAAUUUUUAAGCGCCUUUUUAAGCACCACUUUUAAUUACUUUGUUAAGCGAUUUUUUGGCGUUUGAUUUUAUUUUUUUUUUGCUCGUAGGUAAGCUUGUUUUGUUUUUGUUUGCUGACUUUAUGUGUGUUUGUGUUGAGCCAAGUGCUAUAAAUGACUUUAUGAUACUCGUUUUAUCUGGUUAUGACUUUUUGGCGCGAUAAAAAUGAGCAAUCUGGGGACCUCAGCCUCAAAAGCGAUUUUUGUUAUCUGCAUCUGCUAUCGGGGAGCUCGCCAUUCUAUAUUUUUUAUUUUUUAAUCUAACUUGGCUUGAGCUUUUCAAAUGGCUGAUAGGGGGGAAACAAAUUAAGAGCGAGGUAGGACUUCAGUACAGUAAGGUACAAGUGGAAAGAAUUCUAAAAAGAGUUAACUACUAUAGAUUUAAAUUUUACUAGUUAUUAAAUUUCCUUCUUUUAGAAACUUUUUCAGCCACAUUUUUGCGUUUUCGACAUGAAGUUGUUUACAAAUCGUUGAAAAAACUUUUAGGCUUUUAUUAUCAUUUAUAGGAAAAUUAAUGAUAAAUUGAUUGUGCCAGUACGUCUUAGUAAUAAUGUACAAAAACCUAUAUGUGCUAUUGGAUGAAAAUAUGCUGACUUCAUCCAGAAUGCGAUAGUGAUCGGGAACAAUAUAGAGUAAUUGCAAGAAUGUAGCUCAACGGAGCUUGCAACCGAGAUGCAGAAGGGGCCAAACCUCUUCCAGAACUGGAUUCUGCUCAUCACGAUGAUAAUGCCAAUACACUCACAGAAAAAGCAAGUAAAUAAAAAAAAAUAUAUACGGAAA